ACAAAUGAUCAGAUGCUGUGCUAGCUCCUCCUUCAGUGGUCCUUUUCCUUCUUCUAGUCCCAGUCCCCUCUGUCUCCCUGAGUCAGUGGGGUUAUCUUUUUGUUUCUAAGAAUAAGAAAAGAAGGCUCUUUUAUAAAGAGUUAAGGCUAGAGAACAAGCUUUAGGUGGAACACACCGAAAUGGCUCAUCAAGACAACUUAGGGCAUUCCCAUGUCCAUGUGGAGGAGAAUGAUGCAGCAGGCAACCAGGGCCAGCAGGGUGCUAGACCACGUCAAACUAGAUUUCCAAGAAGAAAAUGCAAGCAGCUGCAUUCAGCACGGCCAGGGGGAGAAGAAACUAGGGUUUUGCAAGUUUACAAAUUUAUGAGUCGUCCCCCAGCUAUCAGCGUGCACUCCACUGGUGAAGAAGCUCUGGGGCUGUCCAGUAUUCCUGUGCCGAGAAACAGUGGAAGGACUGUGAAAACACUGGCUAGGUCUGCCAGCCCUUGGGUACGUCUUGAACCUGUACCGUGUUGGGUCAAAGACUGUACUGGACUGGCCUGCUCAGCAGAUCAUGGUCCUAGAAGACAUCUGAUAAAAGCCAAUCUCCAAGCUGAGAAAGAUAGCCUGAGAUCCGUGUUAAGAGAGGAGCUAUUCUCAAGGGAUGAAGACUAUGAUGGUUUGGGGACAGCCAGCUCCCAGGCAGGUGUUGUCAGCAGUGAUGCUCCCAGAAGCUUGGCAGAAGAGUUUUCACUAGUUCCCUUAAAUAUGCAAAGGAAAUAUUCUGCUUUGAAUUUUGACUUGCUAGUAGAAAGAUGUUUUAAAAGGCUCUGAGCUUCAGCACAUCUGUUUAGAAUUUAAGAUAGAGAUUUUCUUGAGAUAUGAAUGCCAAUCCUCAUGUACACAGUCUAUAGAAAUGCAGGCUGAAGUCUGCAUUAAACCCAUGAAGGUUCAAAUGGGGUGAAGCCCAGCACAUUUCUCUUAGAUUGACAGGCAGCAAGGAAGGACAAAACUGGAGAGAAAAUAAAUCCUUCAUAUGAGUUGCCUUCUUUGGGAGUUUAGAAUCCUGUAACAAUUAUAAGGUGUUAAAAAUGGAAAUAUGACUGAGUCUAAGCUAAUAUAAUGACUACUUCUUUUGCAUUUGUAAUGGAUAUACCAAGAAAUAUCGUCAUAUUUUGUCUCUUUCUCAGUAGUAUCGUCUCUUUUUUUAAUAACUUCUUGAAGGAUAUUUGAAAUUCAAAGCCCUCGUAUAUGCCACUGUUUCCUUUCAGUAAGUGCUUUAAUUUCUUCUAUAAAAGCCUAGAGGGUUUACUGUUUGUUUUGUGUUUUUCUUGAUCUAAAAAAUAUAAUUCACUGCAUAUAUUUGGUUGUUCAUAUAUCCAUAAACAGCUGUGUAAAGCAGUAUGAGAUAGCUAGGAUAUAUCCUAUGAUAAACAAAGGGUGAAAAGCCCAACCAUUCUCUAGUUGGGGUUAAUUGAUCAUGUGAAAUGAGCUUUAAUUUUUUUUAAAACUUACUUUGUUCUAAAGAUAUUGAAUUUUUCUCUUUUCUUUGUGAAAGAAUGUGUAGUUGAAAGCAACUCAAGGUCUAGAUUUGUUUCCUAUUUAGUCAGUAGGUGAAGUUUACAGAUAAUACUAGGCCAAGCUGUGUAACUACAGUAUGUCAUUACUGAAAACCUGACUGGUAAGCCUUCAUGUUAAUCUGAAAAUGCAUCCCAUUGGCAAAGUUCUGUUACAUCUCAAAGAUAGUACUCUUCACAAGGAAUAGACUUGAUAUAGUAGAAAAAUUAUGAAUAAUAAAUAAUAAAUUUUUUGGUGCUGCUUUCUUUUUUUCCUUCCUUUCUACCUCAUGAAGAACUUUUUUUUUCUUUUUCUUUUCUUUUUUUUUUUUUUUUGUGAGGGGGAGGGAGAGGUGGUUGUAGCUUUUAUUAUACUGAUCCACUUAAUGAUGUUAUGUACUUACUCUGUAGUGCUUCUUGCAUGGUUGAACUGCAACAGAAGUGUGCCUCUUCUGCUUUGGAUAAUAAGGGAGGAAUACAGUGAUGGUGGCUGUCUAUCCUGUUGAUCACAUAGGACCAGGCAGGCUGCCUUAUUCUUCCAGGUGCUGUUGCAGAGAAUCAGUCUGCAUUACUAAGGCAUUGCAGACACUUGUCUUAAUCCAAAUAUAAUAAACCAAAACGCCAAACUUUUAGGGAAGGUUUGUUGACUUCUCUGAACCUGCACACGAGCUUAAAAUUAAACAUAUCUUUAAACUUAUUUGCUGAGUCAAUGUCCUCAGAGCAGAGACUGUGAGGGAUUUUAGGAACAGCAUGAAGUUUUACUGGAGUGCAUCAAGCAGCUUCUGCUAUAACUCAUGUGUAUACCCAAAUUGAGAAUGGGCUGCUGCAUUAGUCAGAUCUUGCAGAGUUUGUAAAUUAAAGCUUCUUCUCAAGAGGUCUGUGAAAACAAACAACUCAAACAAUGCUAAUCCUAUGUGUUUGUUCUUGAAAAUGGUGAAAGUAGGAAUAGUGCUUUUCCCCUUACACCCGACCUUCCCAAUUAAAGCUCAUUCUUUUUGAGUGAUACUUGCACAGCCUUAUAAGCUGUUUUUCCCUUUUUUUUUUUUUUUUCUCUUCAUUUUUUUCAAAGGCUUCUCACUGAGCUAGAGUGAGGCUUUGUGUAUACCUGCUAGUAAGAUAUUUAGUAGGCAAAGAGAAAUGAAUAAAAACUGACAUACCGGUUGCAUUGCUUUGCAAAUUAGGGGUUUCCAGCAAUACUCUGAGCUCAUGCACCCAAAUCCCCUCAGGCCUAUGAGUCUAGACUGAAAAAAUGGAAGCUCUUUCUCCUUUGAAGUUAAUGUUAUCUUCUGUUUGGUAUAAAUUACAACAAAGCAGUAUUGUAAACAUGUAUAGGUCAGUUCAUCUGACAAGCUUGCCCUAUAAAGGUACAACAGGGUGCAAUGCAGAAAUAACAUUUUUGUCUGGUUGUUAUAGUUGAAAUACUGUAAGGUAUCUAUGGAUUCAUCUAUAAAUUUGCCUUUGAUUGUAUACAUUUCAGAAAGUGAUAUGUUUGUGAAGUCAGCUGGCAUGGUUUCACACAGUCUUCUUUCAAGAGCUUCUUUGAGAGAGAGGCUCAUGGAACUUUAAAAAAAAAAAAGUCAGAAAUGUCACCAGUGGGUAGUAAGACACCAAGCAUUGUAGAGGUGUCAGCUUCCUGACAGCAUGAUUCAGUAACGUGCAUUUUCAACUUGACAACUAUACAGUUUUUCCUUGUGCAUCUGAGAUCCUGUAAGCAUUUUUGUGCACGCUUGUCUCUUCUCACAAAUGAUCCUACAACUGGGAUUUUUAUCACGUGUUGAGUUAAACACAAGUGUAAAGGCCUGAAAGAUC
Lagopus muta (rock ptarmigan) is the source of this 3343-nucleotide messenger RNA. RefSeq lists its product as uncharacterized. The coding region runs from base 180 to 812 and encodes 210 amino acids. Lineage: Eukaryota; Metazoa; Chordata; Aves; Galliformes; Phasianidae. The record is from RefSeq and is a predicted model, not a curated record. The transcript has 3 exons.